CAAGUUGUUCGUGUUUUACAACUUCAAGUUUGUGUUCGAGUACCACGUUCGGUGUCUCAGCCUCUCGCCAGCUCUAAAAACUGUCGUAUCGGUAUAGUUGCUAGAGGAUAGUUUACUUCGGGUCUCGCGAGAGUGUAAGUACCGGUGAAGUGAAAGUCAGACACCUCGUCGGAGGUUCGGUCGCGUGUGUACAACAAUUCUGAUUCCCAGCGUUACCACCAUGUCACCUCCAGUCGAACUCAUCUCACAUGUUCUUGCCGAACUCUGGGCCUAUCCACUGUGUACUGAGGAGCGGAUCAAUGCUUUCACCACUUGCAGUCUUGUGUCCAAACAGUGGUCCGCCGUCAUAAAGGAGGUGAAUUCUGUGCACUCGUGGAUCCCUUUAUCUUACAACAAGGGACAAUUGUAUACCGUCAAGUCAGCACAUAUUUCUAAUCCGAUGCUUUGCCGCACCAUAACAUCAUGCCACAAAUGCUAUUUUUGGAUAAAACAUGCGAAUCCCUCCAUCGCCGCAAACAGAGGCGUGGAGUUCAUGUUUCGAAGAAUAUUCAGCGACCCGAAUUCACCUCGACAUGCGAUACAUUUGUAUCUCGACUAUGUUGACGAUCAUGGAGUUCAUAUCCCCAGCUUCUGGAUCCCCCCUCAGAUCACGCAGAUGACGAUUGUCUAUCAUUAUCCUCGUUGGAUAGUUUCGUAUUUCCUGGAACAGAAUCAUACUGUUCUCUGCAGAUGCAAAAAAUUAGCCGUUGACCGGCGAGUGAGCCAUCUCACUGUCAUGGGGCCAGCCAGGAUAGUGAAACCUCUGAUAGCGUCUCGCGACGAAUGGCAGCACCUUGUUUUGUUGACCACCAAUGUUGACAAUAUUCCUGCAUCUUCCCGGACCUCUGUCAUACGGAAGAGUUAUGAUUUUCCGCUUCAGUAUGUAGGAGACGACUACGCACUUCAAGUCAUGUUUGGAGACCAGUCACUUUGGUUACACAGGCCGUAUCAUGGUCAGUUGCCACGUCUCUCUGUCAUUCCGGUGGGCUCCGUUGGAUACAUUGACCCGCUCACCAGGAAGUUUGUCAUACUGUUCAACGGCAUUGAUCCUGCAGCAUCGACAGACCAGCGAAUCAAAUCUAUCCCCUCCCUACUAGAAGGGGGAGUGACUAAGCUAGUCUGCGACCCGAAUCUUUCUGCCUUCCCAGACUGGGAUCAAGAAUAUACAUUAUCCAACUUACUUAGAGCUUGGAUUGAUGGGAGAUCUGUGUAUAGUGUUCCCGUGACAUUUAACGUAACGAGAUCGCUCGGUCUUGCGGUAGGGAGAGUGUUUGCCAGAGAACUUCACAAACAGAUAAUCAUGGGUGUGUUUGGAGAGGACCAUCCUUAUAUCCAACAGCAUCUGGACCUUGUGACUACUGCCAUAGACUCUUCUCAAUAUGCUUGGUUUGCACGCCUGUAUUAUGGACCGGGAGGAGUCUAUGGAAGGAAUGAGCAUUUCUAUUUUCGUGUCAACCCUCGCGCUUCCCUCAACCCUGGAAGUCCUUGGGGGAACUUCACGAAAAGGGACUGCUGAUACCCCCGACAAUUUAAUCACCUGGAACCACAUAUCCACUGUUGGCCAGUCGCCAAUGACUGUACAGAUUUGUUGUCGCCCUCUCAUUUAGAUUCCCACUGGAUGUUAUGCUUUUAAGAAUGAAAAUGGUUCAUUCCAAAAGAAUUUCAAAAGCAGAAGAGGGACACUAGCUUCAUCUGCCGCUUAUCUGACUAAUGUACCUUACCUUUUUCAGACGAGCCUCCUUUGAAGUCUUUUG
Desarmillaria tabescens is the source of this 1793-nucleotide messenger RNA. RefSeq lists its product as uncharacterized. The transcript has 8 exons. NCBI's taxonomy places the organism in Eukaryota, Fungi, Basidiomycota, Agaricomycetes, Agaricales, Physalacriaceae. The record is from RefSeq and is a predicted model, not a curated record. Bases 221 to 1555 code for a protein of 444 amino acids.